Trichosurus vulpecula (common brushtail) is the source of this 1422-nucleotide messenger RNA. RefSeq names its product lysosomal protein transmembrane 4 beta (gene LAPTM4B). Lineage: Eukaryota; Metazoa; Chordata; Mammalia; Diprotodontia; Phalangeridae. Gene Ontology annotation, cellular component: lysosomal membrane. The transcript is spliced from 8 exons. The coding region runs from base 352 to 1098 and encodes 248 amino acids. The record is from RefSeq and is a predicted model, not a curated record.
CCCGCCCACCCGAAGUCCAAUCCCUUCCUCCUUCCUCCCUCCACCACUUGUGCUUGGAGUCCCGCAGCGGCUGCAGCUUGAAACCUCUUUGGGUUUGUCAGAGCCCGGGAACUAGCUAGGGAGGCCGAAAGGAAGGAAGGGGCGGGGGAAGAGGUGCUCCCUAGAGACCACAACAGCCACAGCUACUGGAGGUGGACUGGCAGGCAGGCAGAGGCAGGGUCUUAGCGCUCCAGCAAAGUUGGGCGCGCGUGUCCCGGAACUCUGAGCGGGAGGGGCGGCGGAGCAGCAGCGGUUGUAGAGGCAGUGGCGACCCCUGAGCGGGUCCCAGAGAGUCAGGGCAGGGGCCCUGAAAUGAAGAUGAGCGCGCCCUGGACCCGCUUCUAUUCGAACAGCUGCUGUCUGUGUUGCCAUGUUCGCACCGGCACCAUCCUGCUGGGCAUCUGGUACUUGAUCAUCAAUGUGGUGGUACUUCUGAUCCUAUUGAGCGCCAUGGCAGACCCAGAUCAGUAUCACUUAUCCAGUUCUGAACUAGGAGGCGACUUUGAAUUCAUGGAUGAUGCCAAUAUGUGCAUCGCGACAGCAAUCUCCUUUCUCAUGAUCUUGAUCUGUGCAAUGGCAACCUAUGGUGCAUACAAGCAACAUGCUGCCUGGAUCAUCCCAUUCUUCUGCUACCAGAUUUUUGAUUUCGCCCUCAACUCUUUGGUGGCGAUCAGCGUACUUGUUUAUCCAAAUUCUAUCCAGGAAUAUAUCCGACAGCUGCCUCCUCAUUUUCCAUACAAGGAAGAUAUCAUGUCAGUGAAUCCUACCUGUCUAGUCCUUAUUAUUCUUCUCUUUAUCAGCAUUGUCUUGGCUUUUAAGGGUUACCUGAUUAGCUGUGUCUGGAAUUGUUACCGAUACAUCAAUGGCCGAAACGCCUCUGAUAUUCUGGUUUACAUAACCACCAAUGAUACUACGGUGCUGUUACCACCCUAUGAUGACACCACUACAGCCUCCGCAGCAACUGCAAUGGGGGCAGGGGCAGGGGCAGUCAUGGGCGCCGGUGCAAGUGGGGGUGCAGCUGAAAGUAAAGAGCCCCCCCCACCUUAUGUAUCUGCCUGAGCCAAAAGGAUACUUGGUGACCCUCUGAGAUAUAAAGCAAACCCCAAAUUCCUCUGAAGAUGGAUACACAUUACUUUUCUUACUGGGUAUUACCUUCCUAGACAGCUGAAGAACUUUGGUGCAUUUAUUUCACUAUUUGUUCAUUGCUAAAUAUACUCUAUGUGAAGGCUUUCUGCAAUUAAAGUGAUAUGUCCUCAUGUUUAAGAAAAUAGCCUUUGGAACCUCUGGGCAUGCUGCCCCAUGGACCACCCCCUCCCUGAUAUUGUCAUGCAAAUGCCACACAAUUUCCAUGUGAAUAAGAAAUAAAUGUUAUGUUUGUUCCAU